This is a messenger RNA of Triplophysa rosa, 1602 nucleotides long. Its product is annotated as SPRY_PRY_C-I_1 domain-containing protein. Lineage: Eukaryota; Metazoa; Chordata; Actinopteri; Cypriniformes; Nemacheilidae. Gene Ontology annotation, molecular function: protein binding. The record is from RefSeq and is a predicted model, not a curated record. The coding region runs from base 75 to 1379 and encodes 434 amino acids. The transcript has 11 exons.
AUCAGUUCUUUCGACUACAGUGAUGGUCAAAGAUCGCAAGUGCCCUCUUUGGAUUAUAGAAAUAAUCAAGAAAUAUGGCAUGUGCAGCCGGAGCUCAAAACUCAGGUAUUACUUUAAGUGAAAGAAGUGUGAGGGAAACACACAAAAAAACAAUUCAAAAUGUUUGCAGUUCAUGCCCUCUUAUCAAACCGUGUCUGAGAGAUCAGAUCUAUAAGGGGGUUAUUAAACUAUUCGCAAAAUUUGAUGAAGUCUGUCCCCAGCAAUUUAACAAAUGUGCAAGUAGCAAUGAGAAAGACAGUCUGUCUCUUGAUGAAACAAAGGACAUCAUAAGAGAACUGGCUGUUGAACUAAACAGAGUGCUACAGUUUAAGAAGUUCUACCAGAUGUCUGGAAAGAUGAAAAAUAAAGGAACUGAGGAAGAACAGCAAUAUUAUAUUCUGCAUUGGGCUGAUGAGCUAGAGACUAAACAGAAAAAUCAAAAGGAAGUUAAACUGUUAGAGAAACAUUCAACUUCUGAGAAGAGCAGGUUGGAGAGUGAAAUGAAAUGGACCAAAGCUAAAAAAGUCUUAUCUGACUGGGUAUGGAAACUAAAAGAAGUAAAAGAGAACUCAGUAUGUCCAACAAAAGAAUUUAAAGAAACACUGAAGGAUCUCAACAAACAGUGCAAGAAGGGAGAGUCCAGUAUACUUCCUGUAAUGGACUGGAUGAUGUGGACUGUACUACAGUCACAAAGCUCUGAGGAUUCCUCCCCAAGACUGUGGAUGAAGAAAAAACAGAUAUCCAAAAAUACAGCUGCAGUUGGACUACCCAUUCCCAACUCAGUUUGGGAUUGGAUCACAAAGUCAACAGCUUCUGUAGUUCUGGAUCCAAACACAGCCAACCCAGAUCUGCAGGUCUAUGAAAACAGAAAAUCUGUGAUAGCAAGUAAAUACAGCAAUGAAAAAAAUAACUGGAAUGGGUUUGAAAGGAAGCGUUCUAAAUAUGAUGGCUGGAAUUGUGUUCAAGCUAAAGAGGGUUAUAACACAGGUCGUCAUUACUGGGAGGUGGAUGUAAGGAAAAAACAUGAGUGGCGGGUGGGAGUUGUGAAAGAGUCAGCCCUCCGGAAUGGAUAUGUCAAUAUGACCACAAAAAUGGGAUACUGGAAUCUGCGCCUGCAACUGGGGACUGUAAUAGCUCUGACUGAACCAGCCACUAAACUCUACCUGCCAACACCCUCUAAAUUAGGUGCUUAUCUGGACAUAGAUGAGGGUCAGGUCUCCUUCUACGAUGCAGAAAAACGAAGACAUAUUUACACAUUCAUCACAGAUUUUAGUGGGACUGAAAACAUUUACCCAAUGUUUGGCACCAUUGAGACAGACAGAGAGUUGGUGAUUUUAUAGGCAUACAUCCGAACACAUGCCAUUUUAAAUUGGAACUCUGCAUCUUCUCUUUGUGUGUGAACUCAUUCACUCUCUUGACUCAGUACCCAGAUUUCUAGCGCUGUAAAUAACCAUUGACAUAGUAGUUUGUACUAAAUUGUUUUCCCUGUAAAGCUGUUGAUAGCAAUAUACAUUGACAAAAAAAGUUGUAUUCUUCUUCUGUUAAUUCAUUAAAACUUUCAUA